Bathycoccus prasinos is the source of this 840-nucleotide messenger RNA. RefSeq lists its product with no specific name. Gene Ontology annotation, molecular function: sugar transmembrane transporter activity. Bases 1 to 840 code for a protein of 279 amino acids. Gene Ontology annotation, cellular component: membrane. The transcript has a single exon. The record is from RefSeq and is a predicted model, not a curated record. Lineage: Eukaryota; Viridiplantae; Chlorophyta; Mamiellophyceae; Mamiellales; Bathycoccaceae.
AUGGGCGAAGCAUCGAUGGAAAUAUUCACGCGCACGAUCGCCCCAAUCCUCGGGUUCCUCCUCGCAAACGUCAUGUUCUUCGCCUCGGUACCGGAGCUCCAAAAAUACCGCAAAAUGAACGAGUGGGGUUCCUUAAACAGCCACCCGUACCCGAUCGUGGUGUGCAAUUGCAUCGGGUGGAUGAUGUACGGAUCCGUGAUUAAAGACUAUUGGGUGUUCGUGUCAAACUUUCCAGGCUUGCUCGUCUCGGUGUACGCGUUGAUGAUAGCGCUGACGUUAAACGCGCGAAACGAGAAGAAGAGAAAAGAGUUGGAAAAGAUGGUACUGGUAUCUUGCGCGCUUUUAAGUGUAAUGGGGUUUGUCUUGGGCGUGGUCAUGCACGGGGACGAAAAGGAAGGGAAGAAGCGAUUCGCGUCUGGGAUUUUUUGCAACGUCGUCUUGGCGAUAUAUUACGCGUCGCCGUUGUCGGAGAUGCGACAGAUCAUUAUGGAGAGAGACGCGUCGAGUUUGUAUUGGCCGAUGAGCGUGGCGAUUACCGUGAAUGGGUUUUCCUGGGCCGCGUACGGGUUUGCGUUGAAAGAUUGGUUUUUAGUCAGUCCGAAUAUGUUCGGAGGCGUGUUGGGGGUUGUGCAAUUGGCGUUCUUAGCGACGUUUGGUAAGAAGAAUACUAAGAAGAAGAAGAUGAAUAAGAGUAGUAGUAUUAGUAGUGUAAAGAUAGAAUUGGAGGAGCGAGGAGGAGGAGGAUUAGGAGGAGGAGAAGAGGAAGAAGAAGAAGAAAUUAAUAUCGUCGCGAACUUAUCGAGCGAAGAUUUGAUCGUCUCCGGACAACCGAGGUCGUAG